This is a messenger RNA of Cokeromyces recurvatus, 1038 nucleotides long. RefSeq names its product nucleotide-sugar transporter-domain-containing protein. Gene Ontology annotation, cellular component: Golgi membrane. Lineage: Eukaryota; Fungi; Mucoromycota; Mucoromycetes; Mucorales; Mucoraceae. The record is from RefSeq and is a predicted model, not a curated record. The transcript has 2 exons. Gene Ontology annotation, molecular function: UDP-galactose transmembrane transporter activity. Bases 1 to 1038 code for a protein of 345 amino acids. Gene Ontology annotation, biological process: pyrimidine nucleotide-sugar transmembrane transport.
AUGUCACAUUACUCUAAACGAAUUUUUAAAAAGAAACAUGAACUACCAAUAUCAUAUGAAUAUCCUACUACUAAUGCUUCAUCAGUCAAUAAUGUAAAUCUUAAACAAUUAUCACUUUUUAUACUUAUUAUUCAAAAUACUAUGCUGGUUUUAGUUAUGCGUUAUUCAAGAACAACAUUGCCAGAAGAUCAACCAAUGUAUAUUGCAUCAACUGCUGUUUUUAUGGCAGAGAUCAUCAAGAUCAUCACUUGUUUCUCUGUACUCUAUUAUCAAGGACAUACUUUAACUUUCUUUCAUAAACCUCGAGAAAUUUUAAAAAUGUUAAUACCCAGUAGUCUUUAUGCUCUCCAAAAUAACUUGCUUUAUAUUGCCCUUAGUAACCUUGAGGCAGCGACUUUUCAAGUCACAUACCAACUUAAAAUUCUCUCAACGGCGAUCUUUUCAGUUAUCAUGUUAGGUCGGACAUUAACUUCAACCCAAUGGUUUGCAUUAGUGCUCCUAAUGGCUGGUGUUACACUUGUACAAAGCGAAACAGUUGUCACUACCAAUCACUCUUCCUUAACGGAACAACAGCAAAAUCCGUUGGUGGGUCUUGUUGCUGUUCUUAUGUGCUGUAUUUCAUCGGGAUUUGCGGGAUGUUACUUUGAAAAGAUUUUAAAAUCUUCAAUCUCUUCUAUGUGGGUCCGUAACAUACAGCUAGCACUUUGUGGUGCUCUUUUUUCAUUCAUAGCUAUGCUAAUUGGAGAUUUUGAUUUAAUUAAGUCGAAUGGUUUCUUUCAAGGUUAUAAUGCUUUAACUUGGUGUGUGAUCGUGAAUCAAGCUUUAGGUGGAUUAUUAGUAGCGCUUGUUGUAAAAUAUGCAGAUAAUAUCUUGAAAGGAUUUGCCACAAGCAUCUCUAUCAUCGUCUCUGGCUUACUCAGUUUUUGUCUCUUUGACUUCAAGCCUUCUAUUUUAUUUAUAAUUGGUACAGGAAUUGUUAUACUUUCUACUGUUCUAUAUACAACAACGAAUAACAACAACAAGUAUCGAUAUAAUUAA